This is a messenger RNA of Acaulospora colombiana, 1885 nucleotides long. The record is from the annotation of a GenBank genome assembly. NCBI's taxonomy places the organism in Eukaryota, Fungi, Glomeromycota, Glomeromycetes, Diversisporales, Acaulosporaceae.
GUUAAUAAAAGUCAAUACACACUUUUGCGAGCCAUGGCUGAGAUGGGCGUGGCGGAUUCCAAGCUCUGUCCUUACCUCUUGGACUCGGCCAUGUCGUCUACUUCUUCGGGUACUGGGCCAUCGCUCAUUCUCGCCCCGUCUGUGCGCACAGAAGUUGUGACGACGACCACGGUGACGACCACGUCUUAUGCCCCAAUUUCGCUCCCGCCAUUGCCUACUCCUCCCGUUCCAACAGAUCCAAAGCAAUACCCGCUUCUCUAUGCGCGUUUUCCAAAAUCUCUCUCCGAAUUCAACAUCGUCUUUCCAGAUGGCGCUCAAGCCACUUUCAAGAAUGGUCCACCCCUCGCUCCGUACGGCUCGACGGACAGUGAACCGAGAUAUCACGCAGAGGAGCAAGAGGAGGAGAUUGUUUCGGGGAACGGAUGGAAAAUGUUGAGAAAGGAUGAGAUUCCAGAGGGUCAGCAAGUCGACAUCGCUACCGCUAUUGAACGUUUCAAUCAGAGAAAGCGUGGAUUCGCGAGUAUGGACGCAAUGGACGGCGUCGAAAUGGACGUUCAUCGUCCAAGGCCCCGCGCAAGUCUACGAGCCCAUACGGAAAUGGGUAUGCGUGGGCCAUCAGGCUCCACGACCAGUGCCGCUGCACCUCCUUCACCUCUACCGUCUCCAACUGGCUCACCUGCUCCUUCUUUUUUGACUAGCCACCCACCUCCCCUACCGACUCCUGUGGAAAAUAAGAGUGCCGGUCACCCCGCCGGACCGCUACAACCAGAUGUGCAGCUAACGACCCUGAUGACACUCCCCACUCUGCUUACCCAUUUUACGGCCCUGCCGCCUAACUUACAAACUCACGUUAUCCUCACUUUACUUCGCCAAUCUCCCCUCCAGGUCCUUCGAAAUGUAAACUCAGUUUUGGCACCCACUCUUUCACGGGACUUCCUAACUCAGCUCCCGGCUGAGCUCGUCUCGAUCAUUCUCAGUUUCCUUCCCGGGAAAACCUUGGCACGUUGUACCCGUGUUUCCAAAUCGUGGCGAGCCAUUAUCGAUUCUGACCCAAUUCUAUGGCGGGAACUGCUCAGGACCACUGGGAGUUGGUUUGGCGGUGGCCCCGAACGCGCCUUUGCAAGGACGCUAAUGAAUAGGAGAGCGGCCAACCAUAUUCAUCCGUCGCUGGACCUUCCUCAUCCGUUCAAAGUACUCUACAAGUCCCGUCAACUCACCCGCACUCAAUGGGCGUCGAAUCAAAACCCCAAGCGUGUCUCCUUUGCCGCCCACGGCUCGUCGGUCGUCACUUGUCUCUUGUUUUCCCAUGGACGUAUCAUAUCUGCAUCAGAUGAUCACUCCAUUCAUGUGUACAACCCUUUGACCGGUCAGCUCGUCAAGUCCCUGGAGGGCCAUGGCGGUGGUGUCUGGGCCUUGGCGGCUUCGAAGAAUACGCUCGUCAGUGGCUCGACGGACCGUACCGUCAGGAUAUGGGAUCUCGAGCGAGGUCGGUGCACCCAUGUCUUUGGAGGACACAAGAGUACGGUCAGGUGUCUCGCCAUUGUGAAACCGGAAAUGUUGGACAUGGAGACCGAAGAAGGGGUUUUCCGUAAGGAAAGGUGGCCGAAGCGUACCCUUAUUGUCACUGGUAGCAGAGACCAUACAUUAAGGGUGUGGAAACUCCCCAAGGCGCACGAGCCGCCAUUCUUCUUCAUGCAGGAAGAAGAGGGCCCCGAUCACGUCGAGGUUGCAGAUCAUAAUCCUUAUCAUCUUCGUUUAUUAUCUGGUCACGGAAGCGCAGUACGGGCACUGGCUGCUCGUGGUAGGACUCUUGUCUCUGGAAGCUAUGACCAUACCGUGCGCGUAUGGGAUAUCAUCUCUGGCGUCUGCCGAUGGGUGCUCUCUG